CUUUUUAUUAUUUAUCAAUAAGUGAAGCAGCAUUGUUAAAUAAUGAGACUUUCUUAGAUAUUCAUAAAGUUGAUAAAAAAUUUAUUGAACAAGUUCAAACAUUUCAGAAAUAUGUCUCUGAAAUUGAUAACUCCCAACCUUCAAUUGAUAAAUGCAUUUAUGUUGACGAUGAUAUAAUUACAUUUGAUCAAUAUAUUGAGUAUUGA
Messenger RNA from Racocetra persica, 206 nucleotides. Lineage: Eukaryota; Fungi; Glomeromycota; Glomeromycetes; Diversisporales; Gigasporaceae. The record is from the annotation of a GenBank genome assembly.